Molecule: messenger RNA, 2224 nt
Organism: Gavia stellata (red-throated loon)
Lineage: Eukaryota; Metazoa; Chordata; Aves; Gaviiformes; Gaviidae
Gene: PPP1R10
Product: protein phosphatase 1 regulatory subunit 10
Exons: 19
Coding region: 134-2224 (696 amino acids)
Cellular component (GO): nucleus
Molecular function (GO): metal ion binding
Source: RefSeq, a predicted model, not a curated record
AGUUGCUGCAUUUUUUUAAAGCCAUGACCAAAAACAAAGCAAUUCUUUUUUUGCUCUGAUAACACCACCAAUGCCAAAAUCCAAACCUUGAAGCGCUGUCGGCGAGAAAAAUAAUUGGAUAGGCUUUUCUGCCAUGGGCUCAGGCCCCAUCGACCCCAAGGAGCUCCUCAAGGGCUUGGACUGCUUCCUGGGCCGCGAUGGCGAGGUCAAGAGCACGGAGGGCAUCACCAAAAUCUUCAACUUAAUGAAGGACUCGCAGAAGAUGGUGAGUCGCUGCAUCUACUUGAAUAUCUUGCUGCAGACGCGGGCGCAGGACAUCCUGGCUAAAUUUAUCCGGAUCGGGGGUUACAAGCUGCUCAACACGUGGCUCACCAGCUCCAAAGCCUCCAACAACGUCCCCUUCCUGCAGCAGAUCCUCCUCACCCUGCAGCACCUGCCCCUCACCGUCGACCACCUCAAACAGAACAACACAGCCAAGCUGGUGAAGCAGCUCAGCAAAUCAAGCGACGAUGAAGAGCUGCGCCGCCUCGCCUCCAUCCUUGUCAGCGACUGGAUGGGCGUCAUCCGCUCCCAGAGCAGCGCCCAGCCGACCGAACGGGAUAAAAAGAAGCGGAAAGAAGAAAACAAAAGCAAAACGCCUGUCCAGGAGAAACCCCAAGAAGCCAAAACCGAGGCUAAAACCGAGGAGAUGCCGGAGAAGAAGCGGGAGAAACCCAAAUCCCUGCGCACCACCGCUCCCAGCCACGCCAAAUUCCGCUCCACCGGGCUGGAAAUGGAGACGCCUUCGUUAGCGCCCGUGAAGAAAAUCAACUCUUCUUCGACUGCCGAUAAAUACAAUUUGAAACCGAUGCCCAUAAAGAGGCAAAACAUCUCCUCCCUUCCCGGAGACGUUCCUCUUGCCGAGAAGAAAUACAAACCCCUGAACACGGCGCCCAACGCCACCAAGGAGAUCAAAGUCAAGAUCAUCCCGCCCCAGCCCAUGGAAGGGCUCGGCUUCCUCGACGCCCUCAACUCCGCUCCCAUCCCCGGCAUCAAGAUUAAGAAGAAGAAGAAGGUCUUGUCCCCCACGGCGGCCAAGCCCAGCCCCUUCGAGGGGAAGCCGGCUCCUGAAGCCAGCUCCGCCAAACCUUCCUCCCCGGAGCCUGCUGCCGCCUCGGAGCCGAUGGAGACGGAUCGACCCGGCACACCGGUACCGGCCGUGGAAGUGCCGGAACCGAUGGAGACCUGCUCGGCGGAGGCGAGCGGUGACGGCAAAGCCAGCGAAAACCCGCCGGAAAGCGGCCAGCUCACCAAAAAAGGGCGGAAAAAGAAAACGGUGAGUUGGCCGGAGGAGAGCAAACUCCGCGAAUACUUCUACUUCGAACUGGACGAGACCGAACGAGUCAACGUCAACAAGAUCAAGGAUUUUGGGGAAGCGGCCAAGCGGGAGAUGCUGAUGGAUCGCCACGCCUUCGAGACGGCCCGGCGCCUCAGCCACGACACCAUGGAGGAGAAGGUGCCCUGGCUUUAUCCCAAGCUCCUGGAUCUCCCCGCUCCCCUCGUGGUGCCGGGCAGCGGCAGCCGGGAACGCUUCACUCAGGCCGAGAGGGAGAAAGGGAUCUUGCAGGAGAUCUUUCUGUCCAAGGAGAGCCCCCACGAACCCGAUCCGGAAUCCUACGAACCGCUGCCGCCCAAACUGAUCCCGCUGGACGAGGACUGCUCCGCCGAGGAGGUCGCCUAUCCCGAAGGAUUGGAAACCGGCGCCGCCUCGCCCUCCCCGGAUGCCGGCGGCGGUGCCGGCGGUGCCAAGCUCCCCCCGGUGCUGGCCAACCUGAUGGGGAGCGUGGGGGCCGGUAAAAGCCCCCAGGGACCGGCGCCCGCCGCCCCCAUCAACAUGCAGGAGAUCCUCACCUCCAUCAUGGGUGGGCCCAGCACCCACAAAGCGGAGGAAUUGAUGAAACAACCGGAUUAUUCGGAUAAAAUCAAACAUUUGUUAGUGCCCCACGGCUUGCUGGGCCCCGGCCCCAUGGCCAACGGCUUCCCGCCCGGCCCCAAGGCCAUGCAGCACUUCCCGCCGGGGGGGCCCAUGCCGGGACCCCACGGAGGCGGCGGGGGGGGACCCGGCCUCCCCCCAGACAUGUCGAGCCGCGCCGUCUGUCGCCACUUCAUGCUGAAGGGCAGCUGCAGGUACGAGAACAACUGUGCCUUCUACCACCCCGGCGUCAACGGGCCGCCCCUGCCGUAG